Colossoma macropomum (tambaqui) is the source of this 2842-nucleotide messenger RNA. Its product is annotated as V-set and immunoglobulin domain-containing protein 10-like 2. The transcript has 12 exons. The record is from RefSeq and is a predicted model, not a curated record. Gene Ontology annotation, molecular function: protein binding. Lineage: Eukaryota; Metazoa; Chordata; Actinopteri; Characiformes; Serrasalmidae. Bases 120 to 2558 code for a protein of 812 amino acids.
CUCAGUGCUUGGACAGAACGCUGUACGUUUUCAGGAUAUUCUUCAUUGUUUUUUGUGACUUUUGAGGACUUUUUUCCCCAUAAAGGACACGGCACUGGUCACCCGAGCGUCAUGGCACCAUGGUACACAGACUGUUAGGGUUGCCAGGCUUCUCCCUAACUGUUUUGCUGCUGCCUCUCUUCCUGAAUGGGCUAGAGAUCUUGGAUCCAGGGCAAGUGGUGUACAGAGAGACCAGGACCAAUGGAGUGGUGGAUAAAGGAGUGAUUCUGGAAUGUGGCACCACCCUCCCUGAUGUCUACAUCUGGGGCUUCACCAAACCAGGCACAGACACUAUUCGAGCUGUGGUGUACAACUUUGGCAAGGGUCCAAAGCUGCAGCAACUAGCCAAAGAUUUGGGUGAUCUGAAUGUCAUCACCAACAGUGCAUCUCUGUCCAUAGAGAAGCUUCCUCUAGCUGCAGAGGGUUUGUACACCUGCCAGGCUCUGUACGACACUGCUGAGGGAGCCAGACUCUACUACUACUUUGUGUAUCUGCGGGUUCUAGUGCCUGUGUCCAAACCCUAUAUUCUACUGAGUGACUCCUCACCUGUGGAAGGCACAUCAGUGUGGAUGCGCUGUGGUCUGGAGAAUGGCACAGACCCUGUUAACUACAUAUGGGAGCAGGAGAGCCGCAGUGGGCUGGUAACUACACUGGCUGAGAGCAAUCGCAGUCUGGUCAAUGUCACCUGGGUCACCCGCAACCACACCGGCUGGUACAGGUGCCUGGCCAGGAACGAGGUCAACCAGCAGCGCAGUGACCGUAUCUGGUUAGAUGUCAUAUAUGGUCCAGACUUGCCUCAGAUCGAUGUUACACCUUACUCAGUAACAGAGCGAGGCUACUCAGCCCUGGAGAAAGAGACUGUUUCCCUUAUGUGUCAAGCCCUCUCUAAUCCUCCCAGUCAGUAUGUCUGGUUCUACAACAACUCCCAGGUCUACACUGGACCACAGCUCACCAUCACCAAGAUUCUGCGAAUGCAUACUGGCAACUAUGCCUGUCUGGCUCAGAACACUUACCUCAACACCCGCUCCAAGAAAACCAUCACUCUCACCGUCUACUAUCCACCAGACGGUGCACCAUAUUGUUCCAUCUUGCCAGUUAAUAACUACAAUGACUUGGCCCUCUUCUGUUCAUGGGAGGGGGGUUACCCUCCAGCUACGCUCAGCUGGAGCCAAUCUGUACAUGGAAACAACAUCCAAGGAACCACUAACAUCACCUGGAUUCAGCCAGGGCCUGAGACCACUAAUAACUCUGUAUUCACUUGCUAUGGCUCCCAUCUUACAUUAAAUGUCGCUCAACGCUGUAGCACUAAGACAUGGCUGCCCUAUGGAGAACCCCAGUGUUCAGCAUACACAACUCGCAAUAAUGAAUACUUGAUGCUGUCUUGCUCCUGGGAGGGUGGUUUCCCUCGGGCUCUGCUGUGGUGGGCCUCUGAUUCAGUAGACAUGCAGGGCACGUCUGAGGAGAACUCCAACAUCCUUGUGUUACGCUCCAGUUCCACCUACAGUGGCAAAGCCUUUGUGUGCCAUGCCAAACACCCACUAAAUAAAGAGAGCAAGAUGUGUGUGUUAAAACUGGAGGCACCAGUCUUAAUGACUCAGCGCAGUGUGGUUUCAGUGUACGAGGGCAAUGAUGUCCAGCUCACCUGCAUACUGAGCAAAAACUACCCUGCAGUAACUGAGAUCACCUGGUACAACAACAUGAAGCAGAAGGUAGAUAACAGUGACACACCCAAAAAGUACAUCCUUCAGCAAGCUGCAGCCUGGUCCAACCUGACGGUGCGGGAGACAGAUGGCACAGUUGACAGUGGUCAGUACUGGUGUUCUGCUAUCAAUGCUGUUGGAGGAGCAGAGAUCCCCAUCAGGCUGCUGGUGAUGAGAUAUCCAAUGCCUCCAAACGUGACCAUCAGUAGGAUCAUAUACAGCAGCCAUCGACGUACAGAUGUUAAUGUGGAGUGGCUGAUUCAAGCCGAUGGUAACAUCACCGGGUUCUUCAUUGAGCACCAAAGGCUCUCUGGCCCUCUCUGGCAGAAAGUGGCAGUAGAUUUGGAGCCCAGCACCCGCAACUACCAGAUCAACAACCUGGAUCCCUUUGGCAAAUAUGCUUUCCGCAUUACAGCUGUCAAUCACCGAACCAUCGGACAUCCCUCAGAGGUCAAGAGCCCAGCUCUCCCAGGCUUUAAUGCCUAUCCUGCUGUUAUUGGAGCAGCCAUAGGAGGCAUGCUUGUGGCAACAAUAGCUACUGUAUUGCUCUUCAUGUAUGUAGUGAGGAACCGCAACAACAACCCACGACUUCAUGAUUUGAUAUUUGGCAGGCAGAACAGCCAGUCCAGAGAAAAUAUCAACUACCCUGAGGAUGAGGUUGUUGGCGGAGCAGAAGGAGAGGGAGACCGAGGAGAGACGAGCCCCUCCACUAGUCCAGGACCAUCUAUGGCACUACCACGACCCACUGCGACACCCACCAACCUGCCCCCAGGGGAUGAACCAGUUAACGUCACCAUCACUGUGAUGGCCUCAAGCUAGAGUUUCAAUAUACAGCACACUACAGACUUCUUCAAUCUGAACACUGAAAUCUUACCUGGAGAAUUCAUGAUUCUGCAUUUACAAUAACGUGGACACUGUUUAGAGACUGGUUUUGUACUACAAGGUAGUUUUAGGUAGAAUUUUGAAGUCAUGUUUACUCGCUCAUUAUCAAGCCACUCUUAUUGCAUCACUGUAGCAUUUUCGGAACUGUACUUUCGAUAGAAAUACAAUUCUAGCAUUAGCAGACCUGGUCACAAAUACGUUGUUUAUUUCUGAAAACAUUU